Messenger RNA from Darwinula stevensoni, 903 nucleotides. NCBI's taxonomy places the organism in Eukaryota, Metazoa, Arthropoda, Ostracoda, Podocopida, Darwinulidae. The record is from the annotation of a GenBank genome assembly.
AUGUAUAUUAAGGAGUGGCCAGCACAGAGGGUCUACAAAUCCUUGGCUGCUGGUUGCAUUAGGAAUACUGAGAAGAGAAGAGAGAGAUCAAGAAAUGCAGCUCGUUGUAGAAGGGGCAAGGAGACAGAGGUCUUUGUUGAUCUUUCUCGCUGCCUCCCCCUUCCUGAGAAGACAACUGCAGCCCUAGAUAAGGCUUCAAUCAUGAGACUUGCACUCACCCACUUGAAAAUCCGAGCAUUUCUUGACUCUGUGCCCACCUGUUCAAGAGAUCAAAAAAAGGAAGGUGCUCUGAUUGAAGGAUGCAGUUUUUUGAAAGCCCUACAUGGUUUCCUUUUGGUACUGUCUGGAAACGGCGAGAUUGUUUUCAUAUCUGAAAAUGUCACAGGAUUUCUUGGUCUGCAGCAGUUGGAGCUUUUGGGCCAGAGCAUUUAUGAUUAUGUGCAUCCUUGUGACCAAGAGGAGUUGAAGGAGAAUCUCCAUGGAAAACACCAUGGAGUUCAAGUAGAGUUCUUCCUCCGCCUGAAGUAUACUGGCAGUUGCAAAGGACGGAUUGUUCAUGUCAAGUCUGCAUCAUUUAUGGUGAUGCAUUGCCAUGGAGAGAAGAUUGCAGACACAAAGCAGUCAUUCAUGGUUGUGGCAUGCCAACCUAUUGCUGAAACUCAUGAUCCAGAAGUUGAGACUUCUGGAUUUGAUUUUCUCACCAGGCAUUCCCCUGACAUGGCAUUCACAUAUGUAGAUUCAAGUGGGGAUGGACAGGUGUUGGCUGAAGGCCCCAUGCUGUCUGCAUCCGAAAUAGAUGUCCUGCAUUACGAGCAGUCAAGUCUCCUAGGUCAGUCCUUCUACAACUACAUCCACCUCUUUGAUGUCAAGCUUUUAGAGAAGAAUUUCAGAACAUACGACUAA